Molecule: messenger RNA, 3189 nt
Organism: Klebsormidium nitens
Lineage: Eukaryota; Viridiplantae; Streptophyta; Klebsormidiophyceae; Klebsormidiales; Klebsormidiaceae
Source: the annotation of a GenBank genome assembly
AUGGCAGACUCGACAGCCCCCACUGCUCAGAUCAACUAUGGCAAGAUCGUCGAGUUCUUUGAGGACACGCGAUGGGACCAAUUGCACGAGCGCCGACUGGCGUCCCUCGCAUUUGUCUGCAAUGCGAAUCAGCAAGGGUUCAGGAUCAAGGACCUCCCGGCAAUCAGGUCAAUCCUAGCGAGGACAUUAAAGUUGGUUAAGGGCCAAGAUGGAGCUCAGUAUUUGCAAGCUGCCUGCACUCUUGUGAGGCUGUGCGGCCUUCCUUUUCAGAAAUACAAGUCCACCGACGAUGUCGACAGCACCCCGCUUAUCACCCCACUUCUGAGCACCCUCAGCGGCAUCCUCGACUCCGACUCCUGCACAAGUCUCAAGAUCGAAGCCGCUCAGUCGCUGAUCCACAUUGGCAGUGGGUACGGUCAGAGACAUUUAGAGCCAGACCCCAACAGCGAAGACCCUGCACUUCGAAAGUCUCUAUCUCUUUCUACCGGGAGAACGCCACUCGCGCAAACCGCCAAAAGCUACAGAGGAUCCAAGCCGUUGACUUCCGUCAAGCAGCCGCUUUCUCCGACUCUGAAGGGAACGCUCAAGAAUAGUCUGAACGGGGGAAGUCUGCUCAGUCGGAAUCAGAGUCUGCUGGCAGAGAGCGGAGCCGUUGAAGCGGCAGUGAGAGGCUUUGAGCGCAGCGCACGAACGGGAAAAAAGGACAGCGCAGGCCUGAUCGGAGAGGCUUUGUUGGAGAUGUCGUUUUCAACGGAGAACGCAGAGAGGAUGCACGCAGCUGGCAUCCUCGAGCCAAUCUCGCAUGUCCUCGAAACGGCUCCCUUCGGGGCCGAGAUAAUUCACACUUGCGUUGAGCUCCUGUGGAACGUCCUCGAGCGGUGUCCAUCCGCCCGGGAGCACCGGACGCUUCCGGAACCGGAACCGGAACCGGUCCCGGACGCAACUAGAAGUGACGAAAAUUCUGAAGAGGAAGACGAAGAGGACGAAGAAGAAGGGGAGGAAAUGGGGGCAGGUGUGAGCGGACCGGAGAACACGGAAGCGGGAUCGGAAACGUGCGGAGACGGAGACGGAGACGGAAAUGGGGAGAGUUGCUGGCAAGAAGGGGCGCGCGCGCUUGACUAUGCAGAAGCGGGCGUGUCAGGAGGGCAAGGAGAGGGUUUCGAAGGCGGGGCGGAAAAGGGAGAGAUAGAGGAAGAAAGCGGUUUCGAAGCGGCUCGCACUGAGGGAGGAUCUGGGAGAGACACCGGUUCUGGCUUUCGGCAUUCGCAAGGAGAUGCAGCGGCUUCGACGGACCCUUCCGAAGGAGAAAUCGAGUCAGCAGAGCCUGCCGAAAGUCGACGAGAGGAGAAUGGCUCUGAAAUGCAAGAUGAGGUUGUUCACCAGUUUGAAACAGACGAGGCCAUUCUUGAAGUGGUCGAAAGUAUCGUCGAAAACGACGAAGCGACAGCGCCUUCGUUUGAGGACUCAAGAAGCGAUCGACCAGCGUCCAACGGCGAAGCUUCGAGCAGCGGGAGUGGAGCGCAGGCGAACGGAACCGGAAUAGCGGACUCCGGUAGAAAUACGCCCCGGGAGCCGUUUACCACCGACACACUUGUCACUAGCUUGGCUGGGCUGAUGAGACGGUGCAUCGAUCGGGGGUACAAAAAGGGCGACAAGGAGCUGCUGAACGACCUGCUGAUUGUCGCCGGGAUUCUAGGCGGGGACGCGGCUAACUUGCCAAGUUUUGCGGAGAGUGGACUGUUGAAGCUUUUGAUCGCCGUGAGCUGUACGCCGGAACUAGUAGGGGGCGGCGGGGCGGGAGGCAUUCUGCAGGUUUUGGACGCCGAAGCGCUCGAGUCCAAGAAGCUGGCGUGGCCUCUCGUGGCCGCUUGCGCCCACGACGAAACCUGCCGGGUUAGCGUAAUUCAGUCGGGCUUCGUGAUAACCCUCCUCGGUUACCUGCAUCCGGGGCAAGAGGGGCUGCCCAAAUGGACGGCCAGCCAACUGCACGAGCUGCAGAAACCGGGGUGCUCCUGCCUUUCCGCCCUAAUUCCGCUGUUCCCUGAGCGAAUAGCGGAAUGCAAGGGACCAGAAGUGCUCCUUCAGUUCCUGGUGGCCGCGUCCGACGACGCGCUCAAGCAGCUGGCCGCGCGCGCACUCCUCGCCUGCUGUGCUGACGUGGCGAUGAAGGCAAGCGUUCUGCAGCUGGGAGCCAUUGGAGUCGCACUCGACGCGUUCCGAAGCCGCGGCGCGCCGGCCUCGCUCCGCCAGACCGCGCUGCAGAUCGCGUCGUCUCUCUGUGAGGGGAACGAGGAGGCGCAGAGGGAGUUCCGGAAAGAAGGGGGCAUCCAGGCCCUCCAUGCAGAGCUGCUGCAACAGAUUGCGUCGGGCGGCCAGUCCCCGCGGGCCCUCCUGGCGACCGUUCUCCAGCACCACAUUGCGUCCGGUGGCCAAUCGCCGGGAGCCCUCACGGCGACCGUUCUCGAGUGCGUCUGGCGCUGUGUCGCCCUCAACCGGAAGAAUCUCGCCCGAUUCCUGGUUCUCGAGGGGCUCGGUUUGCUGCUCCAGCUGCUAGAAAGCUCGCGCCCGGAGAUCUGGCCCGGGCUUCUCUCGUGCCUCGCUGACGUCACGGAGAACCCAAAGGCGCAUCCGUUCUUCCACGAGUGGAGGUCCCCGACAAGUGGCGAAUGUGGCGCCCAGAUCGUCAUCAAGGUCUGGGACCAAGCGAAUGGAGGUACAAGCUCCUCCGAGGAGCUCGCCGGAAUAUCUCCCGUAACAUCUCUGAAGGAUACAAUCUACGGCCUCUUCGCCAACCUGGUCUUUUCGACGUUCCCUUAUUUGAGCCACUCCGACAAAGCCAAGCUCGUUGCGAUCGAGCAGCACAUCCAGUUCCAGGAGGGCCGCGCCUGGGCUGACAUCGAGCGCGCGCUCGCGGCCGCGGGCGUCGUCCCCGUGGAGGACGACGCGGCCAUGCUCGCGCGCAGGCGGGCCGCGGUGGACGCGGCCGCGCGGCGCGUCGCGGAGGAGCGCGCGCGCGCGGACCAGCUCGCCAGUCAGGAGGUUGCGGCCCGCGAGGCCGCCUUUUAUGCGAGCCUGACGCGGCAGCGCGAGGAGGAGGCGGCCGCGCGGCGCAAGAAGGGGACGGGCACGAUGACCAUGCGCGAGCGACACGUGAGUGCGCGCGCGUCGCAGUUUACAGCGGUGCAUUGA